Saccharomycodes ludwigii is the source of this 702-nucleotide messenger RNA. RefSeq names its product Rab family GTPase. NCBI's taxonomy places the organism in Eukaryota, Fungi, Ascomycota, Saccharomycetes, Saccharomycodales, Saccharomycodaceae. The coding region runs from base 1 to 702 and encodes 233 amino acids. The record is from RefSeq and is a predicted model, not a curated record. Gene Ontology annotation, cellular component: recycling endosome. Gene Ontology annotation, molecular function: GTP binding; GTPase activity. Gene Ontology annotation, biological process: exocytosis. The transcript has a single exon.
AUGGAAAAAGAAGAUUUUGGAUUUGAAUAUGACUUAUUGUUUAAACUAGUGUUAAUUGGUGAUUCAGGCGUAGGUAAAUCCAAUUUGUUAUCUCGUUUCACAUCUAAUGAAUUUGAUAUGAACUCUAAAUCAACCAUUGGUGUAGAGUUCGCUAAUAGAACCAUUGAAGUUGAUGGUAAGAAGAUUAAAGCACAGAUCUGGGAUACCGCUGGUCAAGAAAGAUAUAGAGCUAUUACUAGUGCUUAUUAUCGUGGUGCUUUGGGUGCUUUGGUAGUUUACGAUAUUACAAAAUCUAGUUCAUAUGAAAAUUGUCGUGACUGGUUGAGGGAAUUAAAGGAAAAUGCGGAUGAGAACAUUGUUAUUGGUUUGAUUGGGAAUAAGUCAGAUUUGGGUCAUUUAAGGGCCAUCCCAACGGAAGAAGCCCGUAAUUUUGCUAGAGAAAACCAAUUGUUAUUUACUGAGACUAGUGCUUUAGAUAACACUAAUGUCGAUAAAGCUUUCGAAGAAUUAAUUACUGCUAUUUACCAAAUUGUCAGCAAGCAUCAAGCAGAUCUGUCUGUUGGUUAUAACCCUGAUGCAGGAAAUAUAAAUAAUGGUAAUAAUAGUACGGCGAAUCCAAAAGGGCCUACAAUUUCACUAACACCAGCACCAGGUAAAGAUGUUAAAUCUAGUAAUAGUAGUAGUGGCGGUAACUGUUGUUAA